AAAAGAAAUAUUAAUAUGCUCUAUACCUAUACUUAUCUAAAAAAUUUAUGUAUUUUUUCUUUUCAGCCUAAGGCCAAGAAAACAAGAAAAUUUGCGGUAAUGAAGAAGAUGAUAAAGCCCACAGACGCUCGCUUGAAGAAAGAAGACAGGGAGAUAAAGAAAGUAAAGAAAGUCGAUCCACACGAAAGAAAAAUCGUUGAAGCGUCAAAGUAUUCAUCAGCGCUCUUUUUCCAGUACAACACACAGCUGGGUCCUCCAUACCGUAUUCUUCUCGAUACGAAUUUCAUAAACUUUGCUAUCAAGAACAAAGUUGAUCUCGUGUCGGGCAUGAUGGAUUGUCUAUAUGCAAAAUGCAUUCCCUACAUCAGCGAGUGUGUCCAGGGAGAAAUGGAGCGCAUGGGAGAACGUUACCGCUUGGCGUUGAAGGUGAUGAAGGAUCCUCGAAUCGAGUUCCUGCCGUGUCUUCACAAAGGAAUCUACGCUGACGACUGUCUCGUUCAGCGUGUUACACAGCACAAGUGUUAUAUAGUUGCAACUUGUGAUAAGGCCCUGAAACGAAGAAUAAGGAAGAUUCCAGGUGUGCCGAUCAUGAGUGUGGGAAAGCACAAGUUUGUCAUUGAGAGAAUGCCAGAUGCACCGCAGAUGUAGUAGAUAAGGUAACUUUUAAGAAGUAUUCAUGACAAAAUUAUCUAGUGAAAAUUGAUUAAAGUAAAGUACUUUUUCAGUUGUAUCACUAAAGAAGGUUGCGAAUACUAAUUUGCUGGAAAGUUUGUGAUGUAUUUUAAUAAUAAAUGUUGUUAUCACA
Macrobrachium nipponense is the source of this 805-nucleotide messenger RNA. RefSeq names its product rRNA-processing protein FCF1 homolog (gene Bka). NCBI's taxonomy places the organism in Eukaryota, Metazoa, Arthropoda, Malacostraca, Decapoda, Palaemonidae. Bases 16 to 648 code for a protein of 210 amino acids. The record is from RefSeq and is a predicted model, not a curated record. The transcript is spliced from 6 exons. Gene Ontology annotation, cellular component: small-subunit processome; nucleolus.